AUGAGCCCAAAGAACGACUCCGGUUUCAAGGUCGAGCCUUUCGACGGCUCGAACUAUGGGUUGUGGAGUUACACGAUGAAGAUGUACCUGAUGUCGAAGGGGCUGUGGGGCGCGAUCGCGGGCGAUGAGACAACAAGUGAGGCCAAGGAACAGCAAGCCCACGCCGCGAUCGUGCUGAAUCUGAGCGAUUCGCAGUUGAUGCAUGUCAUCGACUCGGCCACCGCAACAGAAGCGUGGGGACGUCUGGCGCGAUUUCAUCACAGUCAUGACAUGGCGAAUCGACUUUGGCUAAAGGAAAAGUUCGCGUCGUUCAAGUAUGCAGCAUCAAGCAUGAGCGGUCAUGUCAUGGAGCUGGAGGACCUCGUGAUGAAGAUGAAGCGCGCGAACUGCGGUCCGAGUGAAGAGGACGUGUGCGCAGUACUGUUGCGGAGUCUACCUUCAAGCUUCGAGAGCUUGGUACAGGCAUUCCGCAUGUCCGUCGCAAGCUUCAGUUUCAGUGACCUCGUGAGCAAGUUGAUCGCCGAAGAAGUGCGCCAGAAUGAGGCUGCACGGGUAGAAGAUGCGACGGCGCUCUACGCAGGCAAGAGGAAGGGUAAGCAGUACCCGAAGAAGCAACAAGUACGGCGCGCGAAGGGACCAUCAGGGACCUGCUACAACUGUGGCAAGGUCGGACACUACGCAAGAGAUUGUCGCUCCGGUCGAGGACCAAGGGAGCACCAGCAUGACCAGUCAAACGUCGCGUUUAAUGCUUGCGAAGGUUUAGCGAGCGACAGCUGGGUCAUGGACAGUGGCGCGUCAGCACACAUGUGCAAGGAUCGAGAUGCGUUCGAAGAGUACGAAGAAGUGCAUCAUGCGCGCAGUAUUUCAAGCGCAAAGAGCGACGUGAAGCUGAAUGUCAUUGGACAUGGGACAGUGAAGCUGCGCGUCUGGACAGGGCAUGCGUGGAUCGAUGCUCGCCUUGAGAACACACUUCACGUUCAAGAUUUGUCCAAGAACCUGUUUUCGCUCACGGCUACGGCAGCGCGCGGCAUGACAGUGGAGAUUACGCGCAACGCGUGCGUGGUGAAGCGUGGCGUCAAACCCGUCGCAACAGGAAGGAAGCAGGGUUUCCUAUUGUAUCUAAACGCUGACUAUGGUACGGAGUGCCACAUGGCCGAAGACGAUACAGAGCUGUGGCAUAGAAGACUGGGCCACGUGUCGUAUGGUACGCUGAAUGCCAUGGUCAAGGACGGAAGGAUCAAGGGCGCAACGAUGAAGACGAACGUUGCGUGUGACGUAUGCGCAACGUCAAAGCAAGUGCGCAAGUCAUUCAAGACAAGUGAAGAAGAUGCUGAAACUAGGGAGAGUUCGCGUUCCGACGUGGCGGUGUGCUCCGACGUUCUCGGACCUAUCACGCCAGCGUCCAAGUCUGGUUUCAGUUACGCCGUAACCUUCAUCAUGAUGAAGAGCAGGUAUGUAACGGUCUAUCCGUUGCGAAAGACGAGCGACGUUGCGAGUGCGUUCAAGCGGUUUUACCAAGAUGUCAAGACAGCAUCUGGAACGAAGAUAAAGGUGUUGCGAAGUGACAACGGCGGCGAAUACCGGAACGAAACGAUGAACAGCUUUUGCAAGGCAAAGUUCAUUAAGCAAGAGUUCACGGUUCCGUACAAUCCAGAGCAGAACGGGAUGGCGGAGCGGAUGAACCGCACGCUGGUGGAGAUGACGCGCUGUAUGCUCAAGGAAAGCGGUCUCGAAAAGUUGUACUGGUGCGAGGCACUAAUGACAGCGGCAGACAUCAAAAACAUUCUGCCGAACGCGUCGAACAAGAGCUCAAGCCCACACGAGAUGGUGUUCAAGAAGGUUCCGCGCAUCGAUCACAUGCGCGUGUUUGGUGCGCAAUGCUAUGCGCAUGUGGCGAAGGAGAAGAGAAAGAAGCUGGACGACUCAGGCGUGCGAUGUUUCUUUCUCGGCUAUGCGAAGGACCAAAAGGCGCAUCGGCUUCUCAACGCGGACGAUGGCUCAAUCGUGAUUUCAAGAAGCGUCACGUUCGCUGAGCAUUCUGUCUCGAAAGCAUCGAAAAGCAGAGACACGCGGGUCUUCGAUGUCAUUGAAGAAGAGGAAAGUGUGGAGGCGUCGCUAACCGAUGAUGAAGACAUACCAGCGCCGGUGACCGAAGAAGAGCUGCGCACCCCACCACUUCGAGCGCAGAACAGCUCUCAUCCCGGACCAAGUGAUCGACCAAGCGACACCAUUCCUACGCGCGCAUCCAGCACACCCGGAAGAAAUGGAGAAGAAGAGUGGAUGGUGCGACCGGUUCGGAAGAAGCGCGGCGUGGUUCACUACGAUCAAGAAUUUCCAAGCCAUUGUCGCGGUCGCUUCAAUUUGGACGACUACGAAGGUGACUUCGACUCUUUCUACUGUUUCUCGGCUGAAGAAGAUGGGGAACAAGCGUCCAGCUAUCAAGAAGUGAUGAAGAGCGGCUACAAGAAGCAGUGGCUCGAGGCAAUGAAGAGUGAGAUGAAGUCGCUUGAAGAACACAGCACAUGGAAGCUAGUGGACAUGCCACCGGGUAAGAAGUCCGUUGGCUGCAAGUGGGUCUUCAAGAUUAAACGUCCAAGUGGCGAGAUUGUCAAGUUCAAGGCACGUUUGGUUGCGAAAGGGUUCACGCAGCGUCCUGGUAUCAACUACAACGAGACCUUUGCACCAGUGGCGCGCAAGGAAUCUAUCAACACAGUGUUGGCGAUCGCUGCAGCUGAAGACCUGGAAGCAGAAAACGUUGAUGUCGACACAGCGUUUCUCUAUGGCGAAGUGGAAGAGGAGAUCUACAUGGACCAACCUGACGGUUUUGAAGAUGAAGGAAGCCCUAAUAAGAAGUGUUUGCUGCAGAAGGCGCUAUACGGGACGAAGCAAGCGGCGCGGCAGUGGAACAACAAGUUGAGUCAGCACUUGGUUGAUCAAGGAUUCAAGAGCAGUACAGCGGACCCGUGUGUGUUCGUUCGAGUGACAAGAGAGGAGUACAGCAUCAUCGUGAUCUACGUGGACGACUUGAUGAUUUUCUGCAAGACGAAGGAGCACAUCGCAAGUAUCAAGAACUCAUUGAUGGAAGAUUUCAGCAUUAAAGAUCUUGGAGAUCUCAAGUACUGCCUCGGGAUCGAGAUUCAUCGCAAGCGCGAAGAUGGAACGAUCAAGAUGAACCAGAAGGCGUACAUCAAGCGACUGUCGGAGAAGUUCGGCGUUGAGAACUGCAAGGACGUGUACACGCCAGCGGACAGUAACUCGAAGCUGAUCAAGAUGGGUCAAGAGGAAGCGUUUGUACCAAAGUACCCAUACCGUGAGCUGGUGGGCGCUUUAAUGUACAUCGCCAUAUGUACACGACCGGACAUUGCGCAUGCGGUUGGCGAAGUUGCGAAGUUUUGCGAGCGCUACGACAAGUCGCAUUGGACAGCAGCAAAGCGGAUUCUCAAGUAUCUCAUGACGACUCAAGACUUAAGCAUCGUUUUCAGCGGCAUCAACAAGGGAGAGCUGAUCGGAUUCGCGGAUGCAAACUGGGCUGGCGACCUCGACACGCGGCGUUCGACAACAGGAUACGUUUUCUUCCUGUACGGAAGCGUGAUAUCGUGGAAUUCGAAGCGUCAACCAACGGUCGCGACCUCAAGUACGGAAGCAGAGUACAUGAGUCUGUACAGCGCGACGCAGGAAGCAAUUUGGCUCCGAAGUCUGCUCAAGGACCUGAACUACUGUGCCAAGAACGCGACGACGAUUUUUCAAGACAAUCAAGGAUGCAUCGCGCUGGCCAAGAAUCCUGUGUACCACUCGCGCACGAAGCACAUCGACAUCAAGUUUCAUUUUUUGCGUAGCAAGUGCAGUGAUCGCGCUCGAGUUCAAGCCGACGGAAGAAAUGGUCGCGGAUGGAUUCACCAAGGCACAUCCAAGAGACAAGCACAGCAAGUUCAUCACGGGUCUGUGCAUGGUGGUGUAGGGCGCACACGUCGCACGCACAUCAAGGAAAAGUGUUAG
Molecule: messenger RNA, 3996 nt
Organism: Peronospora matthiolae
Lineage: Eukaryota; Oomycota; Peronosporomycetes; Peronosporales; Peronosporaceae
Source: the annotation of a GenBank genome assembly